Drosophila obscura is the source of this 1891-nucleotide messenger RNA. It is a transcript of the gene Sgsh, whose product is annotated as N-sulphoglucosamine sulphohydrolase. Gene Ontology annotation, molecular function: arylsulfatase activity. Lineage: Eukaryota; Metazoa; Arthropoda; Insecta; Diptera; Drosophilidae. The record is from RefSeq and is a predicted model, not a curated record.
AUUUGGGCCUGGUCUCAGUGCGGUGACGACGUCCAUGGGAUUACCUUGUGGCCUUCAAUUUGCGGUUCUGCGGUUCAAACUCGGAGUUGGAAAUUUUUGUGAUGCGGCUGUUCAUCUCAGUGCUGGUGAUCCUAGCGAUCGGUGGAGGAACCUAUGCCAAGGCAGCAGAACCGAAGAAUGUGCUACUCCUGCUGGCUGAUGACGCGGGCUUUGAGAUGGGGGCCUACCUGAACAAGUUCUGCCAGACGCCCAAUCUGGAUGCGCUGGCCCGGCGCGGUCUGCUCUUCAACAACGCCUUCACCUCGGUGAGCAGCUGCAGUCCCAGCCGCGCCCAGCUGCUGACGGGGCAGGCCAGCCACGCCAGCGGCAUGUACGGACUCCAUCAGGGCGUGCACAACUUCAAUGUGCUGCCGGAGGUUGGCUCGCUGCCCAAUGUGCUGCGGGAGCAGAGCAACGGCCGCAUCCUCAGCGGCAUCAUUGGCAAGAAGCAUGUGGGAGCGGCCGCCAAUUUCCGCUUCGACUUCGAGCAAACGGAGGAGCAGCACUCGAUCAACCAGAUUGGCCGGAACAUCACCAAGAUCAAGGGCUAUGCCCGGGACUUCCUCAAGCAGGCCAAGGACGAGCAGAGGCCCUUCUUCCUGAUGGUCGGAUUCCACGAUCCACAUCGCUGUGGCCACAUAACCCCACAGUUUGGGGAGUUCUGCGAGCGCUGGGGCAGCGGCGAGGAGGGAAUGGGCAGCAUACCCGACUGGAAGCCCAUCUACUACGACUGGCGCAAUCUGGAGGUGCCCGCCUGGCUUCCGGACACGGACGUGGUGCGCCAGGAGCUGGCCGCCCAGUACAUGACCAUCUCGCGAUUGGACCAAGGCGUGGGCCUGCUCCUCCGCGAGCUGGAGGCCUCGGGCCUGGCCGACCACACGCUGGUCAUCUACACCUCCGACAAUGGACCACCCUUCCCCGGAGGACGCACCAACCUCUAUGAGCACGGCAUCCGAUCACCCCUGAUCCUCAGCUCAACACAGCAAGGUGAUCGUCGUCAUGAGACAACGGCUGCCAUGGCCAGUCUCUUGGACAUAUAUCCCAGUGUGCUGGACGCCCUCCAGAUGCCACCACCAAACGGCACCAAGUUCAGUGGCAAGUCCCUGCUGCCUGUCCUAAAGCAGGAGCCGCCCGCAAAGGAGAGCGAUGCGAUCUUCGGCAGCCAAAGCUACCACGAGGUGACCAUGGCCUAUCCCAUGCGAAUGGUGCGCAACAGGCGCUACAAGCUGAUCCACAACCUCAACUACUGGGCAGACUUUCCCAUCGAUCAGGACUUUUACACCUCGCCCACAUUCCAGCAGAUCCUGAACGCCACAAUCCACAGGCAGCCGCUGCCCUGGUAUCGCACCCUGCUGCAGUAUUACCAGCGACCCGAGUGGGAGCUCUACGACAUCAAAGUGGACGCCUUGGAGCGGUACAACCUGGUGGACAAGCCCAAGCACAGUGGCACCCUCAAGCAGCUGCGCCAGCAGCUCUACCAGUGGCAGGUGGACACCAAGGAUCCCUGGCGCUGUGCCCCACAUGCUGUGCUGCAGGAGCAGGGCGUCUUCAAAGCGGAUCCCGUCUGUCUUACCCUCGGCCACGAGGCAUUGGUCCAGAGCACUAGGCGGAGGGUCCUAACUCAAUAUGAGGAGUAUGUUCUGGUCUAGCAACUCAAUUUGGCAAAGUGUCUUACAAUAUUUACUGUCUUAUCGCACCGUCAACAAGGGAGAGCAAUGCAAAGUGCUGAUAACAAUGAGAACUGAACUUCUUGGUGCUACUCCCUGCAAAGCCAAUCGAUUUGGCUACAUGGCUAUUUAAAUAUUAUUGUAUUAAAAUGUAUUUUAAAUUAAAAUUUGGCUUGUUUAAAAAU